Neurospora crassa OR74A is the source of this 888-nucleotide messenger RNA. RefSeq lists its product as hypothetical. The transcript has a single exon. Bases 1 to 888 code for a protein of 295 amino acids. NCBI's taxonomy places the organism in Eukaryota, Fungi, Ascomycota, Sordariomycetes, Sordariales, Sordariaceae. The record is from RefSeq and is a predicted model, not a curated record.
AUGAGGCGUCUUAACACCGGCGAGCACGCCCCUGUGUGGGAAGAGGAAAAUGAGGACAUGCAUGACAGAAGCUCCCGACCUCUUCUGACCGAGGGGCUACAGAAGCAAAAGAAGCAGCCCACCACUACUAAGCUUGGACCUACCCUUCCAAAUGGCGAGACAAGGAAGCGAAAGCGAGUCACCUUUGCUGUGCCGGCACCAAUUCCGACCGAAAUCGACCAAGAUCACCUCCACAUGAUGUCUAUAAUUGACAAGCUCGCCGAGGCGGAACCCAGAAAGCGACCGGGACUGAACCCAAUCACUGCCGUCGUUCCAGUCUCUGGCGUAAGCUACAUCACCAAAACCGACCCUAGGAAGCCCAUGUUGCUCAGUGAGUUCAGUAUGAACGAACCUUCAAAUUCACGAAAUCGCAUGCUGUCCGACUUGAUCAGGACCCUGGACAGCAAAAAGGGUCGAAGAACUCGGAACAGAUCGGAACACUGGCAGUUGCCAGCCCCUGAGCAGCAAGAAGAGGUGGACGCGGCAACAUCUAUGCGAGACAUGCAAGAAAACCAACAGACGAGUGAACAGGGCUCGUCUUUGGCCUCAACAGAGCACGAGGAGGAAAAUACCAAACCCAUUUUCACGAAUGACCCGGAAGACUCAGAAGACAAACCCCGCCACAAGUGGCUCAAAAUUCCCGCUCAGAUCUGGAGGAACACCACCGUAUUCCUUGCCAACACCGUCGACCACCUGCCCUUCUACACUUCCCUCAAGGAGAAACAGUGGCAGGCAGCAACACGCAUGUGGGAAGAGGAGGCCAAAAGCAAACGCAUGAGCGUACCUAGCACAAAAAGGAAGGCUGAGAACUCACAUCACACACCUUGGCUGCACUGCGACAGACUCUAG